AUGAGCAGUCCAAAGAAUUCCAGCACGCACGUCGGUUUGAGACCUGAAAUCAGUGAGUUAAUUGUCUUGCAAAUGAUCUAUAGUUUGCUAAUGGCAAAGAAUGGUGGUCGUGGGCAACAAGUGUUGAGUAGCAGUGGUGGAGUGAAUGAGAGCAUGCAAGAUUCUAGCAUGAGCAACUCUGGGGCUCCCAAUGGACCUUUGUUCAGAGUGUCAUUGGUUAAACUAACAAACGAGAUUCAAAACAAUAUAUUAAUUAACCAAGUUAUAUCGAUACAAGAGAACCAAAGUAUGAACAAGAUUGGAAUCAACGAUAUACUGAAGAUAAUCAGUAACCUUUUCCCUGGACACAAGACAUCGUUAGUUGAUGGACAGAUCAGUUUCCACAAUUUGCAACUGAACAGUCUUCGAACUGAUCUUAUUAAAAAAUAUACGAAUUUUAAAACUCAAAAGCUCCAAACAAUCAAUAAGUUAGAAGAACGUAUAUCCAGUGUGAAGAACCACAACGAGGCACCCAGCAGUGGAGCUGCAACUCCAGUGUGGGGAACGAAAGCAAGCAUGAAUAAGGUUACGAAGAAGGAUAAGAGCAGGUCCAUGAUGGACCCUAAGAGAGAGAAACUGUUACAAUUGUAUCGUGACACAGUAUUGAAUAAAUUACAAGGUAAAAGUAAAAUAUUUGACGAUUUAUAUAGGACUAUUGAUGAGAACGAAAAGCAAAAGAAGACAAUCCCUAUUGGUAUAGUUAAGAGUAAGAUUGAAAUGGAACAUAUUAAAACUAAAACACCACAGAGUGUACAUGAUUUACAACUAAUAUUACAAAAAAGCAUAUGCGAUGGGUUAAUGAGAUUCCCUGUAGGUAGCAAAGAGUGGAAAUUAGCCAAACAGGUACAGUUAGAUUUUGACGAUACAGUCCAAUUCAUGAGAAGAGCAUUAGAAUAA
Molecule: messenger RNA, 936 nt
Organism: Tetrapisispora phaffii CBS 4417
Lineage: Eukaryota; Fungi; Ascomycota; Saccharomycetes; Saccharomycetales; Saccharomycetaceae
Gene: EAF5
Product: Eaf5p
Exons: 1
Coding region: 1-936 (311 amino acids)
Source: RefSeq, a predicted model, not a curated record